Molecule: messenger RNA, 405 nt
Organism: Lactuca saligna
Lineage: Eukaryota; Viridiplantae; Streptophyta; Magnoliopsida; Asterales; Asteraceae
Source: the annotation of a GenBank genome assembly
AUGUCAGCAAGUUACUGGUUACCAUGGUGGCUAACAGCCAUGCUUGUCAUUCUAAGCAUGAUAUUGAAUCCUAGCAGAUCACAGUCAAUAGUCAACAGUAGCACCAUUAACAUACCAAUUAGAUCUUUCUGUGGUCGGGUUGCUGUGAUCUCUCAAUCGGAAUUUUCCACCAAUCUCAACUCCACUCUUGCUGCACUCAGAAGGGAUUUAUCGGUAAAUGGUUCAUAUUUUUCCAGAGCCCAGACCAUAGGGGAUGCAGAUUCAGUUUAUGGUACAGCCCAAUGCAGGCACUACCUCACAACAGUCCAGUGCCUGGCUUGCUUCGAUAGCGGGGUGUCUACAUUGGCUGGUUGCACUAGCGGGAACGGUGCAUAUGUUAUUCUUGACGACUGUUUUAUCAGGUGA